UCUAGAUAGAUAUAUACGCCCAUUAAUACAAAUAAAACUAGAUGAUUUCGAUAAGAUCUCAGACUGACUUAGCCUAAUGUUUAUUUUGUGCAGUAUUCUUCGUAGAAGUUCAGCAGACUGUCUAUCCUAUCAAUUUUAUUGAAAUAAAUAAACUAUGGCAGACAUUGGUUGGGGAGCUUUGCAAGAUUCUGAGGGAUUUGGAACAUUAGGAGAUGAUGUAGAUGACUACAAAUUGUUGACCACAGAAGAGCUUACAAAUUUGGUGGAGCCAGCCACCAACAGUGACAGUUGCCCACUAGACCUAGAAUCAAACUCUAAAUUAAAACUACAACAUGCAUCCCAUGGCAUGAUUUAUGCUAACCAAAAGCAGUUGCUUUGGGACCUGUAUGAACAGAAAGGAUUAGUGAUGAUGCAGAUGAGGUUUGAUGGUGUUUUAGGUUUUCCAGGUGGGUUAGUGGAUGAAGGUGAAACACCUGUUGAAGGUAUGAAUCGUGAAAUGCAUGAAGAAAUAGGCCUUGAUCUCACCAAGUAUUCAUUCAAUGAGCAACAUCAUAUAGCUUCUUAUUUGAAUAAAGCAAAAAAUCUUGUUCUUCAUUUUUAUUUAAUGGAAGUAACUGUAGAAGACUUUUCAACACUUGAGUUAAAAACUUUAAAUGCUAAAGAGUAUGGAAUAGAGACAUAUGGGAUUAUAAGAGUUCCACUGUUCACUAUGGGUGAUGGAUUAAGAGGUUUCCCAGCAUUCCUAGCCAAUCAAUUUGCAGGCCAUUCAAGAUGUGAGCUUAUUCUUGGGCUAUUAACAGCUAAACUUUUUACAGAAAAUGAAAUGGCUAUUGCCUUAAGCUCUUAUCGGCAAUAUGCUGAGAGUUUGAGAAACAAAAAGCUUCUUUAACACAUUUUUUAAUUUAUCACAAAAGUUUACUUAGCCUUGGUGUUAUAAUCAUUUAAUGGUUUAAUUUAAAAGGGUAUAAAUGGUGGGAUGUUAAGGUUUUUUUUUAAUUGAAAAACAUAAUAAAUGGAUACAAAUGGUGGGAUGCUAUAGCUGUGUUAUGUUUAAUAUAAAAAUUCUGUUAACUUUAUCAAUAUUUCUAAAAAAAAUGUAAUUCACCAUAAUGCUCAUUGAGGAAUUCAGAACAUAUCAGUAGUGCUCAUCCAUAAAUAACUUCACCCUUUUUGUUACAAUUUUUACCUCCCCCUCUCCAACAUCACAAAGUCAGAUCUCUAUUCUUUCUACUAAAAUUAAAUAACAUAACACUUAAUUAAGCCCAUUAGCCACUUCAAAAAGACAUUUUUUUAAAAACCUGUUCCAUACUGCUAAAUAGUAGUGUGAUAUCUUUAAUGGACAACCCCUACUUUAAAACUAAAAGGUUAACAUUUCUUUUGAAUUUGUUGAGUUUGUUUCUCAAGGUUUUAAUGAGUUACACUUACACUUUGAUUACUUAAACUAAACCUCAAUGCAGCAUAAAUAUAUUUACAUAUAUUUAGCAAGUGACCCCAUGUAUAAAUUAUCUGUUUUUCUCAAAAAUCAAUUUUUAACCAAAUCAAUGUGAAUUUUUUCAAAGAUCUGCAUUUUAUAUAUUCAUUAAAACUUGUUUUAUUUUCUCAAAAUUGUGUUCAAACUACUUUUACUUUUUAUGAGUAUAUAAUAGUGUUAUGAAUGGUAUUGCAUGGGUAUAAGAGUAUGUGUGUUGCUGAAUGAUUUUGUAUUAAAAGACUGACUGUGUGACGAGGUACAAAGAGGGCAAAGAAUGUGAUAUUUGACAUUAGCAUUAUUAUUGCUGGGGAAAGGUUAGGGCAGUCUGUGUCAUGUUGUGCUGUUGGGUACUCAUCCCAUCGUCAUGAAUGUAGUUAAGUCUUUGUAUACUUUGUGAACGUCAUUUUCCAUGUCUAUCUGCUGCAAUAAACCAUGGAUUAAAACUAUGCAAU
Physella acuta is the source of this 1923-nucleotide messenger RNA. Its product is annotated as U8 snoRNA-decapping enzyme. The record is from RefSeq and is a predicted model, not a curated record. Gene Ontology annotation, biological process: sno(s)RNA catabolic process; mRNA catabolic process. Gene Ontology annotation, cellular component: nucleus. Lineage: Eukaryota; Metazoa; Mollusca; Gastropoda; Physidae. Gene Ontology annotation, molecular function: phosphodiesterase decapping endonuclease activity; snoRNA binding.